AUGACUGCAGAGACCCUGCAGUACCACACCGUUCCUCAAUCGCUUCAAGACAACAAGCGCUUUGCUCAGACGGUGAAGUUCGGUUUCGACAACUGCGAGGGUGCCAACGCUGACAAGUCUCCCUGGGUGUUGAUCGGCGGGAGCUACGCGGGCGCCCUCGCGGCAUGGCAAUCUGUGAUCACGCCGGGGGUGUUUACUGCCCACCAUGCUUCCUCUGUCGUCAUCCACAUCAUCGAAGACUUUUGGCAGUUUUGGACUCCCAUCGAGCAGACCAUGCCACGGAACUGCUCUGCAGGUGUGAAACUAGUCAUCAAAAAAGUUGACUCCAUUCUAUCAAAGGGUGACAGGCAGGAGAUCGCUGCGAUGAAGAAGGAGUUUGACGUGGCAUUGCUCAACGAUGUCGAUUUCGCAUCCACGCUGACAAAGAUACUGUCAGGCAGCUUCUCUUACGUCUGGGAAUUCUGCAAUCAUAUGGAGAAGAGGAUCAAUAACGAACGGGACGCUCAACAAGGGUCUAAAUGA
Messenger RNA from Colletotrichum siamense, 522 nucleotides. Its product is annotated as putative extracellular serine carboxypeptidase. The coding region runs from base 1 to 522 and encodes 173 amino acids. The record is from RefSeq and is a predicted model, not a curated record. The transcript has a single exon. NCBI's taxonomy places the organism in Eukaryota, Fungi, Ascomycota, Sordariomycetes, Glomerellales, Glomerellaceae. Gene Ontology annotation, molecular function: dipeptidyl-peptidase activity; serine-type exopeptidase activity. Gene Ontology annotation, biological process: proteolysis.